Molecule: messenger RNA, 732 nt
Organism: Cryptococcus wingfieldii CBS 7118
Lineage: Eukaryota; Fungi; Basidiomycota; Tremellomycetes; Tremellales; Cryptococcaceae
Exons: 4
Coding region: 1-732 (243 amino acids)
Source: RefSeq, a predicted model, not a curated record
AUGUUCGCACCCCUCUACGCCAUCCUCACCCUCGCUCUCACCGCCUCCGUCCCUACUGUAGCCACUCCCAUCGUCUCUCCCGAUUGGCGCCGAGCAGGUGCACCCGAGAACGACCACUCCCUCAAAGUCAAUCCGAGCUCUUUCUGUAAAGGCCAAGUGGUCAACGUGUCCUGGGUUGAUACGGAUGUCGAUGCUGCGCCUUUCACAGUACAGAUCGGUGUAGGAGGGUAUUACAGCGGUGUGGUUUGGAGGGAGAGGUACGAAAACCUCACCGAUCAAAACAUGUUGUGGACUGUAAAUGGAGAUGCUGGUGAUUCCCUCAUCUUCCAAAUCAUCGACUCACUUCGCACCUCUGCGUACCUCCAGAACUUUAUCGUUCGCCCCGAAGAUUACUGCACCAACGCCACGAAGAUGGCCUUGUCCAACAACACCUCCACCGAGAUGAAGAGCGACUCGUCCAACUCUACCUCCUCCGAGCUGCCGUCCGACGAUGACGAUGAUUCAGACUCGCCUGCUUUGUCGCCCAAUGCCACAUCCGAUGACCCGGCAGCCGAGUCUGACACUAGGCGCAACUCGUCCUCUCAUCCGCUCAACCAGGCACCCAGCGGCUGGUCCGCUUCUCUCAAGGCGUCUGGUACUGGUUCCGCGAGCUCUUCUCCUCUCCCCGUCGGCACUCCCACAGCCGCUGUAUCACAGACAGAGAGCAGAUCUUCCAAGCCAGACGGUGCUUGA